Periconia digitata is the source of this 320-nucleotide messenger RNA. The record is from the annotation of a GenBank genome assembly. NCBI's taxonomy places the organism in Eukaryota, Fungi, Ascomycota, Dothideomycetes, Pleosporales, Periconiaceae.
CCACGAAUAUCGUAAGUAUCCCAACCCAUAACCAACCCAACAUGUCUUUGAAAGCAAGCCAUCAUACCGACAUGCUAACCCGCUCAUUUACCACAAAGUACCGCGCUACCUCCGUGACCGUGCGUCUCGUUCUUCCCCGUCCUCAUCAUCCCCCGGCUCGGUGCGGAACGAAGCGGGAACAGAGGGUAUGUGCCCGCUACCUACCUACCUACCGAUUCCGGGAGCACGGGGGAGGAGCGGUACAUGGUAGAGGACGGCUGGGUGAGUUGCCGGGAUCUAGUCAGACAGAAAACAAAAAAAGGGGGGGACGACGAAACUGA